This is a messenger RNA of Fundulus heteroclitus (mummichog), 2709 nucleotides long. RefSeq names its product anaphase promoting complex subunit 7 (gene anapc7). The transcript has 11 exons. Gene Ontology annotation, molecular function: protein binding. Bases 104 to 1801 code for a protein of 565 amino acids. Gene Ontology annotation, biological process: cell division. The record is from RefSeq and is a predicted model, not a curated record. Lineage: Eukaryota; Metazoa; Chordata; Actinopteri; Cyprinodontiformes; Fundulidae.
GGCGCCAUAUUUAAUACAUCGGAUGCUAGCUAGCGCCCUUUAGCUGUUUACUGACUCAAACUUUAAGCUGGACGCAGAAAGGUUCAACAAGCUUUUAUCCAAAAUGAAUGUAGUGGACCACGUUCGGGAUAUGGCUGCGGCCGGCCUGUACUCCAAUGUCCGCAUAUUGAGCAGUUUGUUGCUAACGAUGAGUAAUAAUAAUCCGGAGCUGUUCUCACCAGCCCAGAAGUACCAGCUCCUGGUUUACCAUGCUGAUGCCAUCUUCCACGAUAAGGAAUACCGUAAUGCCGCCUGCAAAUACAGCAUGGCGCUUCAGCAGAAGAAGGUGCUCAACAAAACAUCUAAAGUUCGUACCUCCACUGGUGGAGCUGCGGCCAACAUUCAAGCACAGAGCUUGCCAUCAGAAAUAGAGGUGAAGUACAAGAUAGCUGAAUGCUACACCAUUUUGAAGCUGGAUAAAGACGCUAUAGCUGUGCUGGAUGGGAUUCCAUCAAGACAAAGGACUCCAAAGAUCAACAUGAUGCUGGCCAACCUGUACAGGAAAGCCGGUCAGGAGCGUUCUGCCGUGACGAGCUACAAAGAAGUGCUCAGACAGUGUCCCCUCGCCCUGGACGCCAUCAUCGGCCUCCUUUCUCUGUCGGUGAAAGGAGCAGAGGUGGCCUCCAUGACUAUCGAUGUGAUCCAGACUCUUCCUAAUCUGGACUGGCUCUCUGUGUGGACCAAAGCGUACGCCUUCAUCCAUGCGGGGGACAACCAGAGGGCCAUCAACACGAUCUGCUCUCUGGAGAAGAAGUCACUGCUGCGGGACAACGUGGACCUCCUGGUGAGCCUGGCGGAUGUCUAUUUCAGGGCAGGAGACACCAAAAACGCCAUCCUGAAGUUUGAACAGGCUCAGAUGCUGGACCCGUACCUCAUCAAAGGCAUGGACGUUUAUGGCUAUUUGAUGGCCCGGGAGGGACACCUGGAAGACGUGGAAGUCCUUGGAGGACGGUUAUUUAACAUCUCUGACCAGCACGCUGAACCCUGGGUGAUCUCUGGCUGCCACAGCUUCUAUAGCAAGCGCUACUCCAGAGCCCUCUACCUGGGCGCUAAAGCCAUCCAGCUCAACAGCAACAGCGUGCAGGCCCUCCUGCUGAAGGGGGCAGCACUGAGGAACAUGGGCCGAGUUCAGGAGGCCAUCAUUCAUUUCAGGGAGGCCAUGCGGUUAGCCCCCUGCAGACUUGACUGCUAUGAAGGUCUGAUCGACUGUUACCUGGCGUCCAACGGGAUUCGAGAAGCUAUGGGAAUGGCCAACAACAUCUAUAAGACUCUGGGGGCCAACGCGCAGACCCUGACCAUCCUCGCCACUGUGUGCCUGGAAGACCCCGUGACUCAAGAAAAAGCCAAAGCGCUGCUGGACAAAGCCCUCGCCCAGAGACCCGACUACACCAAGGCGGUGGUGAAAAAGGCCGAACUGCUCAAUCGGGAACAGAAAUACGAGGAAGGGAUUGCCCUCCUACGAAACGCCCUGGCCAAUCAGAGUGACUGCGUCCUGCACAGGAUGCUGGGAGAUUUCCUGGUGGCCGUCAACGAUUACCAAGAGGCCAUGGACCAGUACAGCAUAGCACUGAGCUUGGAUCCCAACGACCAGAAGUCUUUGGAGGGCAUGCAGAAGAUGGAGAAGGAGGAGAGCCCCACGGACGCCACGGUGGAGCUGGACGGCGAUGACAUGGAGGGCAGCGGGGAGGAUGGAGAUCUGGAGGGUAGCGACAGUGAAGCUGCUCAGUGGGCUGAUCAGGAGCAGUGGUUUGGGAUGCAAUGACCCAGAGUCCCAGAGGAGCCCCCAGUCAGCGGCACGCCUUAGCACGCCGGCAGCCUCCAGCCACCGAUACGGGAGACCGUGCCGCCGCUGGCUCCUUACAAGAUGCUGGCUUAGUAACGACAAGCAGAGGCUGAGCAUUCAUCCAACUGUUUGGUUUCUGUUACGGUACUUUAUGGAGUAGUGACCCUGUUUAACAGCUUCAGCUUAACGCAGAGCUCAGUACAAAUCCCUUUCCCAUCAUUCUCCCAACAUCACCAGCUUCGCUCUGAGCUCACGUCGGCUUCAUUUCUCUGGGUCAGUCGCUGCAGCCGUUUGAUGAAAAGCAUCCGACCACACACACGAGCGUUGGAAAAAUCGGACCUUUUGACUUUCAGCCGUUAAACGAUCUUCUGUUCGCAGCACGUCACAUGCCUUUAAACCGAGGUCUGCUCUGUCCAGAGGGGUUUCUGAAGAAAGUAAAACGGUGAAAGCCGUAAAAUAAAAGACAAAACAUGUCUGCCGUUUAUGUUCCAAAAAGAUUGGACUUGGUUUGAGUCUGACCUGAUGUCCACAGUGCCACCAAGAGAUGUGAAUAUGCCAGGACUUUGUGACAGUCUUCAAUAUAUCGGCUGCUUUUUAGGUUUACUUUUUUGUCUUAUAUUCAUUUCAGAUGUUUUAUGGAUUUUUGCCUUGAAAGCAACAUGCUCCUCGUGUUUCGAUAAUAGAAGAAAAAGGAAAAACACGAUCAGCUCACUAAAGUGUAAGGUUUCGCCUAAUCAUAAGUAAAAUGUUUAUAUUUUUGUACAUAUUUUGAUAAAUGUAAAGGUUUUUGGCAUGUAUUUAGCUGUCUUGUUUGUAUCGUUGGAUCCUAUGUCUUGGAGCCUAAACUGAAAAUAAAACCUUCCAAGGAGUCCUUGAUUCAGCUCAGA